AUGUUUUUUCAACGAACUGGUCUCCAUGUUACUUCUCGAACUACUCGAAAUUACCGUUCGUCGUUGAGUUUUCAUCCAGUUCAUGCACGAACUCAACCAUUAAUUAAUGCAACAUAUACACGACAAAGGUUAAAUUUCUAUUUAUCACAUGCAACAGAUCGAUGGCAGAACAUCAUCUUCAGUGAUGAAAAAGCAUCUGAAGUUGAUGUUUCUGGUAUAGUUUACUGGAUCCCGUACGGUUGUCCAAGGCCAACACAUUUCCAAAGUCAAGUUCAAUAUCGCGUCGUCAUAUUUGGUGCAGUAUGGUAUGAUGAUCGAUCAAACUUUGUUUUCAUUCAUGGUCGAAUUAAUAUUAGAACAUACGUUCAACAUCUACAAGCUACACUGAAUUCACAUCUACGUCAUCUAAGACGAUAUUAUUUCACACACGAUCGUCCUACAUGGGUACACACUGUACUAGCACAUGACUGGUUACUUAGUAAUCGUAUUAGAUGCAUGGAUAACUAUCCGGCUGUUAGUCCUGAUCUCAACGCUGUUGAGAGCGUGUGGUCUUGGAUGAAUCGGCACGUGCAAAGAAAUCAUCCAAACUCUCAACAACGUUUAGAGCGGUUAGUUGAGCAAGCAUGGAAUACGAUUCCUCAAGACGUCAUACGUGGGUAUAUAAAUAAUAUAUCGAAUAUUUUGUAA
Messenger RNA from Rotaria sp. Silwood2, 687 nucleotides. Lineage: Eukaryota; Metazoa; Rotifera; Eurotatoria; Philodinida; Philodinidae. The record is from the annotation of a GenBank genome assembly.